This is a messenger RNA of Diversispora eburnea, 231 nucleotides long. NCBI's taxonomy places the organism in Eukaryota, Fungi, Glomeromycota, Glomeromycetes, Diversisporales, Diversisporaceae. The record is from the annotation of a GenBank genome assembly.
AUGACCGUAGCAUUCCUUUCUCAAACUGUCGCUCUAGGAGGAAUUAUUGGCUUGGUAAAAGCUGGUAGUACGGUAUCAUUGGCGGCUGGCUUGACCUUUGGUUCUUUAGCUCAAAAAUUCCAAAAAUGUUGGAGUAGCUUUGAUGGUAAAUUUAUGCCAGCAGGUCUUGUCACUAUUCUUAGUUUACUUUCAGCUGCUCGUUAUGGAUAUAUUUAUUAUGAUACCUCUUAA